Messenger RNA from Penicillium samsonianum, 866 nucleotides. RefSeq lists its product as uncharacterized. The record is from RefSeq and is a predicted model, not a curated record. Bases 189 to 491 code for a protein of 100 amino acids. The transcript is spliced from 2 exons. NCBI's taxonomy places the organism in Eukaryota, Fungi, Ascomycota, Eurotiomycetes, Eurotiales, Aspergillaceae.
CGUCUAUCUCGUAUCAUCUGUCGCACCAGUGCUAUUCCAUCUAGCAUCGCGAGGCAUCUACGGUUCCCAGAUCGCGGAGGCUCUCUCCACCAUGCACUGACCCACACCUCAUACAAUCCAAACUGCGUUUGCAACACCAUCUGCAAUUCCCCGAUCUUUACUCAAGCUUUCUUUCUCUUCUAUUCACAAUGGGGCUCUCCAAUGCAGCCAUCAUUGUCAUCGUCCUCGUCGCCUGUCUCGCAGCAACCGCACUGGGAGCAUCACUCUUUAAGCACUACAAGCCCGCCGAUGGAGAGACCCCGUUCAGUCCGGGCUACGAGCAGAAGGUCUACAUGGCCGAGGUGCGAGCUAGAGGGUUUGAAAAUUUGAGGCAGAUAUCCUGGGUUAGAAGAGAUCUGGAGUCGCGUUAUCCUCCAGCGGGGCCGGGCUACUAUCGCCCCCACACUUACACCGAAGACACCACCUACACAAAAGACACAGGGAGCUCGUAACUUGGUCUUUUCUUUUCCCCUUUCUCAAACUUCUCACGAAUUACAUGGAUAUUUGACGGAAUGAACACGGACGUUACACCGGGGGAAACUGGCGUUACACGGGGUUACAGCGAGUUACAACAAUGAUGGGUUCUUCUCGAGGAAAAAGUACUGAGAUGUGAAUGGGUUCACUUAGUUUCAGGGGACUAGGCAUAAGCUUCGGAGGAGUAUCUGGUUCGGUCGGCUAUGGUGAGCAAUUUUUCGUCUCGAAAUUAUGACUUUUUAUGGUAUGGGGUGACCCUGGAUCUGCGCGCAACUCAUCUUGAAAUUAUUGCCUUGCAGUCGAUUUGCUUGCAUCUGUAUCUGAUAUUCAAGGUAGUAUUGCUCCAAUCAAAU